AUGGAUUGCGCUCAUGCACGGAUUGGAAGCAACUCCAAAGACUUUGUGGACACAUUAAGCUUGGCACAACAUACAGUCAUGUCUUGUAAGGGCAGUCUCAGAGCAGAACAUUUGGGUCUUCACAAAGCGCUUUGUGUGUUGAUGGGAUGGAAUAGUGCUAUAUUCCCUAACAGUCCAUGGGUUCGGCAGAUAUUGCCUGAUCUCGAAGCCUCGUCACUGAAGGAGGACCUCAUCAUAUGGCCUCCAGUUGUUGUCAUCCACAACAGGUCCAUAGCAAAUGGUAAUCCUGAUGAUCGGAUUAUUGUAAGUAUUGAAGGGCUCAGGGAUAUUCUCAGAGGGAUGGGGUUUGGUCAAGGCAUGACCAAUGUCUGUCGUGGCAAAGCUGCAAAUCAGAGUACUAUGGUGGUCAUCUUCAGUGGGACUUUUUCUGGGCUGCAAGGAGCUGAGAGGCUUCACAAGCAUUAUGCUGAGAGCAAACGGGGAAGGACUGAGUUCCAGCAAAUUGGUUUAAGCGGCUACAAUCGCAAGAGCUUGCGAACUGAAGAAGCGCCAUCAAACACAAUAGAAAAUGUUUUAUAUGGCUAUUUGGGAAUUGCAAUUGACCUAGAUAAACUUGAUUUUGAGACCAAGAAACGAUGUGUUGUGAAGAGCAAGAAGGAGAUAAAGGCUGUUGCAGACUUUUCUCUGAACGCUGAAUGUGGAAAUUGA
Dovyalis caffra is the source of this 708-nucleotide messenger RNA. The record is from the annotation of a GenBank genome assembly. NCBI's taxonomy places the organism in Eukaryota, Viridiplantae, Streptophyta, Magnoliopsida, Malpighiales, Salicaceae.